Molecule: messenger RNA, 2697 nt
Organism: Camelina sativa (false flax)
Lineage: Eukaryota; Viridiplantae; Streptophyta; Magnoliopsida; Brassicales; Brassicaceae
Source: RefSeq, a predicted model, not a curated record
CGUCGUCGUGUCGAUAUUUUUGUCCCCCUUUUCGGUGUUUCCCCUUCACAAGGCGCGAUUUGAGUCGCCUCGCAUUUCAAACCCUUCUUUUCUCCGGCGUAAAACCCCUUUGCUCUCUAUCUCUCUCUUGCAUUAAAAACCCUAGUUUCGUCAUCAGCUUCGUAAUCAGCGAUGCUUCCACACUCGUACACCGUCGAUUCGCUUUCGCAAUCUCAAGACCUAGCGUCGGCUAUACUCGCAGCUUCCACGCCGCCUAAUAUCUCCGACGCUUGCUCUUCCGUUGAAUCGUUUCUACAGUCGCACACGCCUGAUCAGUGUCGUCAUUUCUUCUCUGUUACAUUCCCGAGUUUAAUCUGUAAGUUCUUCGGCUUCGGCGACCCAACCGCCGCAUCUCCGGCACAGUCUUCGUCGCCGCCGCCGAACGGUUGGAUCGAUGUAAUCUCGGCGGCUAACGAUUUGGAUUUAGCGGAAAGGGUCUUCGCUCUGUUAUCCCCUAGUGGUAUACUCAUGAGCUCAAUCUUUGCUGUCGAUAAAUUGUCUCUUGUUAAGUACGUUUUCCCGACGGAACGUUUACCGGAGUAUGCUCGGUUCAUGCUCUCAAGCGAGAAGGAUCGAACUGCGUUAUCUAAUCUGUGCCCCUUUUUGAAUGGUAAAAUUGAGGAGGAUUCACUUCGGGGUUCAUCUUAUGAAGUUAGGCUUAAUGUUUUCGAGUAUUACAUGUUUUGGCUCUCUUAUUAUCCCGUUUGUAGAGGAAACAGUGAGACUUCUGCAUCUGUGGUUCCUAUCCAGAAGAGAAAGAUGUCUAGGUUACAGAAUUGGACACAUAUCAAAGGUUUUCCUGGUAGUAGUAGUAAUAAGCGUGAUUCAGAUCAGAAAUUAGAGUGUAAUCUCUACUUAAGGCUUCUUUACUCAUAUCUGAAAGCCUUUGUUCCUGUUUUCGACUUAAAUGCUCACCAGCCUUAUCGUAGCUCUCUUUUGCAUUACGGAUAUGGGUAUGAUGUGUCAGUGAUGACAAAAGCUGAGUUCUUGGUGAAUCUCUUCUUGCAUUAUUGGUUGGUUGAGAAUGACUUCUCACCGUUCCCUGUUGUUGCGGCUAAAUCUUUCCGUUCUGCUGUGGAGGAGAUUCCACCUACUUGUGGGUUGGAAGAAGUUGUGAAGUUGCUUGUCAAGUAUCUGAAUUUGAGCUGGGUUACAAGUGGUGGCGUGACUGAAAACUACGUUGAGUAUGGCGAGAGCCCGCGGUGGAAGACACCGGCUUCAGGAUCGUCAUUCCAUGUUGCGAAUUUGAACCUUAGGCCGCUCACUUCCUGGAAUACCCAUUUACAGAGACCGCUCUAUCGUUAUAUACUGAGGAGCUUCUUGUUCUGUCCUACAAGUGGAAGCUCAAUGAAGAAUGCAUCUCAGGUGUUCUCCAUAUGGGUUAUGUACCUGGAACCAUGGAUGAUCAGUUUGGAUGAUUUCUCAGAUCUUGAAGCUGCUUCAAAUGGAUCUGUAAAAGAUGUGAAACAGGAUGAGUCUUAUGAAUCACGCGUUUGUGGAUACACGACUUUGUGGCAGAGCUAUGUGAUAUCCAAUUAUCUCUACUACAGUUCUCUUGUCAUGCAUUUUAUUGGCUUUGCGCACAAGUUCCUUCACACUGAUCCAGAAAUAGUAACUCAGAUGGUUCUAAAGGUGAUGAGUGCAUUGACAUCCUCAAAAGAGCUUUUGGUUCUGAUGAAGAAUAUUGAUAAAGCCUUUCACUCCAAACAAACUGGACCAGGAAAUUCAAAUGUGAACGAAUUGUCUAGAUUUGCUCCAUCUAUCCGUGAGCAGUUGAAGGAUUGGGAAGAUGGGUUGUGUGAGAGCAACGCUGAUGGAUCAUUCUUACAUGAAAACUGGAACAAAGACUUAAAACUCUUUAGUGAUGGUGAAGAUGGCGGACAACAACUGCUUCAGCUAUUCAUACUGCGGGCAGAAGCCGAACUGCAAACUGUAUCCGAGAAAAACAUCACAGAGGCCCUUAAGUGUGUAGAUUCACUGAAAUCGGCGGUUUCAAACUUCUUUGGGGGGCACGUCAUAAAACCAAUCGCCUUUUCCUUAGAGCCAGACCAUCCCCAGAAAAACCGGGAUGAGCUGUUCAAGCCACGUGGUGCUGGCAACCAAAUAGCAGGCUGUGUGAAGUACAAAGGGGACUGGAUGACACGUCCCAUAUCAGAGGACGAGGUUGUAUGGAUGGCUAAGUUGCUAAUCAACAUCUCUAUCUGGCUCAAUGAUCGUCUCGGGCUAAACCAAUCCGAGACCAAUAAAGGCAAGAAAGAGAAUCCAGAGUCUGUGUCGUACGUGGACGUAUCAGGGGAAGAUGUGAGAAACGUUACCGGAGCUGGAGAUGCGGCGAGGAUGUUGUUGCGAGGGAUGGUGAUGGUAUUUGGUAUGGUGCUGCAGCUGAUGAAAAGAUUCGGGGUUCGAGUCAACCUCCGGGUCAUGGCGUCCAAAAAGUUUCUGAUGCUUUUGUUCCUCUAUAUAUUGUUUCUUGGACUCAAAAGGAUUGUAACUAGAAUGAUUUGGUAGUGUUUUUUUUUUCUUGUUUGAAAGCUCUAAGGAAAUAGACCCUCUUAAGUCGCAAAGAGGAUUUUGAUAGGAUAUGCAAAGCUUAUUUACGAAACAGGGACGAAUGUUUUUUGGUAUUUACAUAUAUGGCAUAGUGCUGGGCAUUGUUUU